Rhopilema esculentum is the source of this 1249-nucleotide messenger RNA. RefSeq names its product protein meiotic P26. The record is from RefSeq and is a predicted model, not a curated record. Lineage: Eukaryota; Metazoa; Cnidaria; Scyphozoa; Rhizostomeae; Rhizostomatidae. Gene Ontology annotation, biological process: proteasome-mediated ubiquitin-dependent protein catabolic process; protein polyubiquitination. Gene Ontology annotation, molecular function: protein binding; ubiquitin protein ligase activity.
CGUAGUAUUUGAUACAAGCUUGAAUGGUUAUAAAUUUCUUUUGAUAUAAACAGGUAACCUCAACAGGGUUCCUCAUUGAAUUCAGUUUUUAUUUACAGUUUUGCCUUUCUGGCUGUUAACAAAGCCGUCUUUCUUGAUUGUUCCGACCUGUUGUGCGUCAAGCCGCACAGACAACAGGUAGGGUAUUGCUUCUGUCUACACGUUUUGGAAAAGCCCAACUGCAGACUGUUUUGCGACAAGAUGGCAGGUUACAGCUCAAAAAAAGCCGUCCGAUCAUUUGGAGGCCCUGAUGAAAGUGCCGAUGGAGAAUUUCUCAUCACCCAGUCCCAUCACAUGGCUUGCUUUGGGGGGAAAGUUCACGUCUCAGAAAUGAUCAACCACCGUGUGAAGAUUUUCGAUGUUAGUAACGGGAAUCUCCUGAAGAGCAUUGGUGAACUUGGAUGUUUUGAUGGUGAAUUUAAUGUUCCUGGAGGUAUAGCACUGUGGAAUGACAGCAUUGUUGUUUGUGAUGUGAAUAACAAUCGACUCCAGACUUUCGAUAAUGAUGGAAACUUUGUCAGUGAGUUUGGUAGCCAAGGGGAUGGGCCUGGUUGUUUUGCAAACCCCUCUUCGGUCUGCGUUGAUCCAGAAUCCCAGACAAUAUUUGUUGGCGAGGCAGGCAACACAAGAGUUCAGAUUCUUGACAAGGAUUUCAACCACAAGAGUUUCAUACCAGGGCCACCAUUCAAAAGUUGCAAUCAUAUCAGCUACGAUGGAGCCAAUAAACGAGUAAUAGUGACCGAUCACGAAGCUGAAAGUAUAUCUUUCUUCGAUGCAGAAACUGGUCAGUCUGUAUCUAGCCUGACUGGGGAGGGCCAAGAGUUUAAAGGUGCAUUGAAAGCUAUCGCUGACAAGUCUGGCAAUGUUUUGGUAUGUGAAUAUGGCGAGAAAAAGGUUGUUGUAUUUGACAAAGAUGGAAAGAAAGCUGGCCAGCUUGCUGAAGGCUAUGACUUUAAAGGACCAAUGGAUAUCUGCAUCAAUGAGAAUGGAGAGGUUGUCCUUUUGGAGGGUGACAUAUUUGCUGGAUGGAACAGAGUGACUGUUUUUUGAAUUAGCACAUAAAAUUUCAACAUUUUCUCAAAGAAUUGGGUAGAUUGGUUUGUGCAUGUAGUCUGUUUACACUCACUAGGUUGCUGUUUCUCACCUAUUUGCAUCAGUAUUAUUGAAAUUAAAAAUAAAGAUUAAUUCAAAAUGAACAUAUUCCUUCAAA